Molecule: messenger RNA, 2172 nt
Organism: Boeremia exigua
Lineage: Eukaryota; Fungi; Ascomycota; Dothideomycetes; Pleosporales; Didymellaceae
Product: peptide transporter PTR2-A
Exons: 5
Coding region: 253-2094 (613 amino acids)
Biological process (GO): transmembrane transport; oligopeptide transport
Cellular component (GO): membrane
Molecular function (GO): dipeptide transmembrane transporter activity
Source: RefSeq, a predicted model, not a curated record
AUCUCUCUCUGCUUGGCCCUCCACGGCAUACUUGGCAAUCCGCUUUGUAUGCCUCAAAUGUGCUGUGAACAGAAGCUGCUGAUCUCUUGGUCUGGCGCUUCCCACCGUUGGCGCCCAGACUUGACUUGUUCACACAUUCGUGUUGUCUUGCGGCCAAAUAAGGCAGCUGGAGAGUACAGGGUCUCUGAUCUGACGAGUAUUUAAUGCUCCAGCUUCUCUACAGCGAGCCAGGUCGCACGGAUAGACCUCAUCAUGUCGCCGGGCAAACCUCUUGACAUUGCAGACGCCACCACUGCUGACACCCCUGCUUUAGUUGACACUUCGAAUGACCAGACUGUCCUCGGAAAACAGGACCCGCACUUCUCGACAGCUGAGGAGCUAACCGGACCCAAUGGCGAACAGUAUCCCACAAAUGAGGACUGGGCUACUCUGCGACGCGUCUAUGGAAAAGUCAAUUGGAUGAUCUAUGUCAUUGGUGUUGUCGAGAUGUGCGAGAGGUUUGCUUAUUAUGGAACCACAGCCGUUUUCGUCAACUUCAUUCAGCAAGACCUCCCUACAGAAGGUCCAUUCCCCUCAGCGGGUGCCGCAGGCACUAAUGCUCAGGCUGGUGCUUUGGGAAUGGGUCAGCAGGCUUCCACUGGACUUGUCCAGUUCAAUUCGUUCUUCUCAUACGUCAUGCCUAUGGUUGGUGGCUGGCUUGCCGACGAAUACUGGGGAAAAUUUAAGACUAUCUACGUGGCUAUUUUGCUGGCUACAGCUGGACACAUGCUGAUCAUCAUUGCUGCCAUCCCACAAGUCAUCGCAAGCCCCAAUGGUUCAUUGGCAUCAUUCAUCCUCGGCCUCAUCCUUUUUGGGAGUGGAGUGGGCUUCUUCAAAUGCUGCAUCUCACCACUUGUGGCUGAACAAUACGAAUACAGUCACCCAAAGGCUUACAUUCGUACCGAACCGAGCGGCGAACGGGUGAUAGUCGAUCCUGGUAUCACUAUCUCGCGCGUGUAUAUGCGGUAUUAUCUGCUCAUUAACAUCGGUGCUUUGACUGGUCAGAUAUCCAUGGUCUAUGCGGAAAAGUAUGUUGGCUUCUGGCUAUCUUACCUGCUGCCCACAAUUCUCUUUAUUUUCUGUCCUAUCUUGAUGGUCAGCCUGAGCAAGCACUACGUCAAGAAACCUCCACAAGGUGACGUCCUCGUAAAGGCUGUAAAGUUAUACGGCUUUGCGAUGCACGGAAGAUGGUCACUAAACCCUGUUCGUACCUGGACGAACUUGGCUUCUCCUGAUCUGUGGGAUAGCGCCAAACCAAGCAGUCUUACGAACAAACCCGACUGGAUGACAUUCGAUGAUGCAUGGGUCGACGAAGUCCGUCGAGGUAUUAAAGCCUGCCAAGUGUUUUUAUGGUUGCCCAUAUUUUGGCUACCAUAUGGACAGAUGACGACUAACCUAGUCUCUCAAGCAGCCACGAUGGAGCUGAAUGGCGUGCCGAACGAUGUCAUACACAAUCUAAACCCCUUCACACUCAUCAUUUUCAUACCCAUCUUCGACAAAUUCUUCUACCCACAGCUCGCGCGAAUGGGCAUUAACUUCACCCCGCUAAAGAAAAUUCAAGCCGGCUUCGUCUGCGCGAUGCUCAGCAUGAUCGUCGCAGCGCUCAUUCAACAUUUCAUUUACGAGAAAUCGCCUUGCGGCAAGUAUGCAAGCUCAUGUGACGAGUUGGGUCCACCUGACCUCACUGUAUGGGUGCAGGCGCCAGCUUACCUGCUCAUUGCCUUCUCAGAGAUUUUCGCCUCCAUCACAGGUCUCGAGUACGCUUACACCAAGGCGCCGAAGAACAUGCGCUCCCUCGUCACUGGUGUGUUCUGGUUCACGCAUGCGUUUUCAUCGGCGAUUGCUCAGGCUUUCGUCCCUUUGGCCACAGACCCUUUGUUAGUGUGGUUGUAUGUUGUCAUCGCAAUCCUCACCUUUUUUGGAUGGAUUGCGUUUUGGUGGACCUUCAAAACUCUUGACAAAGAGAAUGACGCUCUUGACAAGCUUCCCGAGGGGGGUUACCUUUCGAACUCAGAAGCGCUUGCAGCGAAGACAGAAUCAGUGGAAAGGGCAUGAGCUUGAAUUUAGUUUUUGGGUUUGGAGGACAUAGGGAUGGAACGAUACAUAGUGGGCAGCAAUAGGUACUAAUCAGAU